Pundamilia nyererei is the source of this 6590-nucleotide messenger RNA. It is a transcript of the gene herc3, whose product is annotated as HECT and RLD domain containing E3 ubiquitin protein ligase 3. The transcript is spliced from 25 exons. Gene Ontology annotation, molecular function: ubiquitin-protein transferase activity. Gene Ontology annotation, cellular component: cytoplasm. Bases 218 to 3265 code for a protein of 1015 amino acids. Lineage: Eukaryota; Metazoa; Chordata; Actinopteri; Cichliformes; Cichlidae. The record is from RefSeq and is a predicted model, not a curated record.
GUGACGUAAGCAGCUGUGGCACUUCCUCGUUUGUUUUCUGGGCUGAUGAACCGAAACCAGUCGCCCAAAUUCAGAAUGCAUCUGUCAAGGGUUGGAAUUUACAUGAAGAGGCGAAAGCGGGCCUGCUCUCGAGCUUGAUCAUUAUAGUCUUCCUCCAUCUGGCUGUCACUCUCUUUGCCUCUUCACAUCGGUGCUCAUUUCCUCUCCCUUCACCAACAUGCUGUGCUGGGGGAAUGCCAAGGAUGGGCAGUUGGGUAUUGGUGUGGAGAAGAACCCUGUGUUUGAGCCGAGGAACUGUCAUGUGUUCAGUGGCAGGGGAAUGAAAGAGGUCGCCUGUGGAAGCCAACACUCUGUGUUUCUUAUGUAUGAUGGCAGUGUGUACACAUGUGGCUCUAACAGCUGGGGACAGCUGGGUCAUGACAAAGCAGGGACUUCCCCAGAGGUUGUUGGGGCUCUGGAUACCCAAAAGAUUGCGAUGGUGUCAUGCGGUCGGGGGCAUUCGAUGGCAGUGAAUGAACAGGGUCAACUGUUUGCCUGGGGAGCUGGUGAUGGGGGACAGCUGGGACUGGGGACCACAGAGACGACUGUUCGAAUUCCCAGGUUGGUCAAAAGACUGUGUGACCAUCGCAUCUCUCAAGUAAUGUGUGGGAAUCAGCACUGCAUCGCACUUUCUAGAGAUGGCCAGCUGUUCACAUGGGGCCAGAACACCAGCGGGCAGCUCGGGUUGGGGAAAGGAGAGCCCAGCAAGCUGUUCCCUCAUCCUCUAAAGUCUCUGGCAGGAAUUCCUUUGGCACAAAUAACGGCAGGAGGAGACCACAGUUUUGCCCUCUCAUUGUCUGGAGCUGUAUUUGGCUGGGGCAAAAACAGAGCUGGACAACUGGGCCUUAAUGAUAAACAAGAUCGUGCCGUCCCAUGCCACAUCAAAUUUUUGAGAUCUCAGAAAGUUGUUUACAUCAGCUGUGGAGAUGAACAUACAGCAGCCUUGACAAAGGAUGGCGGCUUGUUUACGUUUGGUGAUGGCUCGUGGGGUCAGCUGGGUCACGGCUCCACCAAUAGUGAGCUUUUACCUAGACGAGUGCUGGAGCUCAUGGGCACCGAGGUGUCCCAAAUCACCUGUGGCAGGCACCACACGUUGGCGUUCGUGCCUUCCUCUGGCGUGGUAUAUGCGUUUGGUUGUAACAGCCAUGGCCAGCUGGGAACAGGAAUACUGGGGGAUGCCAGAAGCCCAUUUCCUGUCAAGGCCAGUUUCCUGACUGGAAAAUUCCAUAGAAGAGAAUCAAAACAGUAUACCGUGACCAAAAUCAUCUGUGGAGGAGACCAUAGUUUCUUAUUGUACUCUAAUGAGCAGACCUCUGUCCCCUCGGAAGACUUCAGAGUGAUUAAUAUUGGCAAAAGUCUCUCACCAAUCAAUUAUGAAAGUUUGAAUUCGUUGAGGCUGAAACUGAUGUACAACACAGACUCUAGCAUCACAAAUGACGUCAUAGUUCAGCUGUCGUCGACGGCGUGCUGGAAUGCCAGCUUCUUGGACCAAAGUGAUGAUACCCAUUUCAAAACCAACCCAAAGAUCCCAGGCAUCGAUCUCAACUCUGUCAGAAUGCUGUUUGAGACUCUGAGCAAACCAGCUUUCUCUGAACUCAUGGAGCAGAUGUUGCUGCUGAAAAUCAGCUGCUCACUCCAAAUUAAAACCUCAUUGUUUGUAUGUCAUUUAUUUUCCUCUCCUUUUUGUGUCUCUGCAGACAACUGGUGGUGUAUCGUGGAUGGCAGCGUGUUCACCCGAAUGGUCGACAUGUACAAGAGCAUUGUUGUCUUUAUGCUAACAGGAGGCAAGACUGUGCUCGUGCCCAUGUUCUAUGAGAACUAUUUUCUUGCCACUCUUCGGCUGCUGGAAAAGCUCCACAAGGUAAACUUGAAGGCACAACACGUGGAGUACAACCGCUUUUACAUCCCAGACAUCACCAGCCUCGUGGACAUCCAGGAAGACUACCUCAAAUGGUUUCUGAGUAAAGCUGAGAUUAAAGUGGGAUCAUCCCCUUCACAGAGUGACUUUCCCGCAGUAAACCUAUGUGCCUACCCGUUCAUACUGAACGCAAAAGCCAAGACAACCAUGCUGCAAACUGAUGCUGAACUGCAAAUGCAGAUGGCAGUAAGCGGUGCAAACCUACACAAUGUCUUUAUGCUGCUCACACUGGAACCCCACCUCGCUAGGAACCCUUACCUGGUGCUCCAUGUGCGCAGGAGCCAUUUAGUAAGCGACACACUACGCGAGCUCACCAUGUACUCUGACGUGGACCUCAAGAAACCACUCAAGGUGAUCUUUGAUGGAGAGGAGGCCGUAGACGCAGGCGGCGUAACUAAAGAGUUCUUCCUGCUGCUGUUGAAGGAGCUGAUGGAUCCCGUGUACGGGAUGUUCACUCAUUACAAAGAGUCCAACCUGCUCUGGUUCUCAGAUAAAUGUUUUGUAGAGCAGAACUGGUUCCACCUGAUCGGGAUCAUCUGCGGUCUGGCCAUCUAUAACGCCACAGUGGUGGACCUCCACUUCCCCCUGGCUCUCUACAAGAAGCUGCUCGAGGUGUCACCCACGCUGGAGGACUUCAAAGAGCUCUCACCCACCGAAGCCCGGAGUUUACAACAGCUUUUAGACUAUGAAGGAAGUGACGUGGAGGAGACGUUUCUUCUCAACUUUGCUAUCACCAGGGAGAACUACGGGAUGACAGAAGUCAAGGAGCUGAUUCCCGGAGGAGAGAGCGUCGCUGUGGACAAAAACAACAGGAAGGAGUUUGUGGAGGCCUACCUGCGCUACGUGUUCUCAGACUCGGUGGGGGAGCAGUACUCUGCCUUCUCCGCUGGUUUCCUGAAGGUGUGUGGUGGUGAGAUCCUGUCUCUGUUCCAGCCCUCCGAGCUGAUGGCCAUGGUGGUCGGCAAUAAUAACUACAACUGGGAGGAGAUGGAGAAGAACGCCGUUUAUAAGGGGGAGUACACCGCCACUCAUCCAACAGUCAGAUUGUUCUGGGAGGUUUUCCACGAGUUCCCUCUGGAAAAGAAGAAGCAGUUCUUGUUGUUCCUGACCGGUAGUGACCGCAUUCCCAUCCACGGCAUGGAGAGCCUGCGCAUCAUCAUCCAGUCUACCACAGCAGAGGAGCACUACCUGCCCGUGGCCCACACAUGCUACAACCUGCUGGACAUGCCCCGCUACCAGACCAAAGAGAUCCUGCGCCGCCGCCUCACUCAAGCCGUGGAGCAGUACGAGGGCUUCAGCCUGGUCUGAGGGGAGUCCCAGGGGAGACUUAACGCACUUUAACAGCAAUACACCCCCACGUGAGUGUCAAGAGUGUGGGUGGGCAGUUGUUGGACACGGGAGGGUCACUCUGUUUAUAUAUGGUCUAACAAGAUCGUUAAGCAUCUUGAAUCUUAAAGGUCUAUGUAUGUAAAUGCAGUGUUAUUGCUUUUUUGCUUUGGGCAAAGUUCCUCAGCCUUCCAGGACCAUUUAGAGGAGAAUCAAAUGACUGAUAGAUAACAGCCAACAUGGAAAUUAACCAAAAAAGCACUAAAUGGACUAAAAUGUGCAGAACGACCCUGGAUUAUGAAAACUUCGGGACUUAAAAACCAGGACCAGAGAAGGUUGAGAAACUCUUAAUUUCUUUUUGCUUUGUUUUGUUUGCAAAGCUGUGUAUUUUAUAUUCCUUAAAUUCUAUUUUUAAUCAUUAAAGAAUCAUGUUAUUACCUUGAGACAAUAUAUUGCUUUUUGUUACUUUUAAUUUAUUAAAUAGAGUGGUUAUUUUUUGACAAAAUUAACACACACACACACACACACAUACACACACACAUACAUAUAUACGUGUAUGUAAAUAGCACUUUGAAUAUAAUCUUCACUGUGAGGUUGGGAGGAGUGUUAGUCCCGCUGAUCCUUUUAAAUCUGCCACCAGCAUGUCCUCUAUGCCUGAUUCUGAAAGAGGACAAGCGAGUCAGGCAGGGAGCGAAGCAUGCUGAACAUCGUUUGCAAUCCCUCGUUCUGUUUUAGCUGUGGCUCACAGAGCAGCUGACUUUGUUCUUGAACCUGCAUUCAACAGUGUUGCCUUUCUACAGCAAAACCUUCUGUACAGAAACAAAACUUUAUUUUUUUUAUUUUUUUUAUUUUUUUUGUGGAUGUGUGUGCAUGUUACAGAGUGAAAACAAAAACCAGAUUGUCAUUUAGCAGUGACGUUUUUGGAAAUGUGAUUAUUCGCUUUCUUGCAAGAAAAGCAUGUCAGCUGAAUAUGAAGCAUCAGUUAGCAUCGCUCAGACUGGAAGUGGUAGCAAAUACAUGUUUGGCUCCUUCAGAUGGACACAAAAAGAUCGCACUUCCUGUUGUUACAAGCAUGUGGAUGUCGCGCUUACUGGCUGUUUAGUUAGAUUUUCUAGCUGAAAGGGGCCGCAUCAUCUGCGAGGUCGCAAUCAAACAAGACCCCAUGAGAUGACUGUAUUUGGACUAAUACGCUAAGAUGUUGAGUUUGGCAUUAGCCGUGAUGAGUUAUAGAACAAGUCUGUGCCCCUAUGUGGUUUUUAUGAAUGAGGAACUGUAGAUACCAGGCUUUAAAUACACUUUGUAAUUGUAUUAAGUUGGGUGUCUUACCAUGGCAGUCAGUGGGGAUUAACUUAGCCUCAGCCUCCAGUGGCCACUACAGGAAUUGCAGCUUUUGUUGUUGUUGUUUUUUUAGUGCUUCCAGGUUUGCUUAUAAUAUCUAAAAUGUGACCUUGCCAUCAUACCUUUGCCCUCGAUGACAGUGCCUAGCAACAACAUAACCACAGUAUGAAAGGUGGAGCUAGUCAAGAUAACACCACCCAUGGACAGUGAAGACCCUAGCUAAUCAUUUUUGCCUGAAACUGGACGUGAUGAGCGAGGAAACCGAGGGACAGUCAGCUUAUCCUGGCUAAUCCUCCUUUGUGACUAUAAAAUCAUUUACAAAAUGAACUUCCUGUUUCAUUCAGUGUGAGCUAAAACUAACGACUGAGCCCAUAAACUCUUCAGAAAAAUGUCUACUGAGGUUACAGAGACAUGGAGCCCAGGGCGUGUUCUCCACGAGAGUCGCCCCCUAAUGGCCAUUCUAAAGAAUCCAUAUUUUACUACAGUCUGUGCGAGCAACAGGUGAAAGACCCAGAAAAAGAGAGCACCUCUUGUUUAACCACUCUGGUUUCCAGCGAUACACACUCCAUGUUUGCCGUGGCGUGGAUGCAGAACAGUCUCCUUGAUUAGUGCUCAUUUUAAUCGCUUUCGUGAAGUAUUUUGAAACAGAUUUUUAGAUACACAUUCUGAUAGUGUGGUCCCUGACACAGACGAGUAUCUGAAUACAGUCAAAGUCCUUCUUGGCCAACGCAGCGGUAUCUCAACAAACCAGGAGUUCGUCCUGUUUCUCUCUUCAAUUCCAUAUAGUCUCUUUCAGUAGACACAGUAGAUUUAAAUAUUCAGGAGGACACGACAAUCCCAAACUGUCCAAUCACAGCCAUCGCAGACUGUGUCCAUGUGGUGUGUAGUUACGGUGUAGGCUGCAGGGUUGCAGAUUUACAAAUAUAAAUCCCCUGUAAGUGUGGAUGACAAAAACUGUCAUUUUUGUGUUUAUGAAACUUUUCUCCCAGCCUUAUUCACGCUUCUUUUCCCCCCCUAACAAACACUCUCAUGGCUUCUAUAAAAUGAUGACUUAGACCUCAGAGGGUUAAACAAACUUUGGUCAUUUUUGAUCAUCAGAGCGGAUCUCAGUUGGAUUUAUUCACCGUGUGACGGAGCCAAACUAGCCGUGUUUUUGCUAGGCCAAGCAAACCGAUUCCUCUGUAAUGACAUUUGAACCGAUCUGCUAAGAAGCAAAUAAAAACAUGUCCCAAAAUGUCACAUAAACCUAAAUAUACAAACAUUAGAGUUAAUAAUUGUUAUUUGUCUGGUCUCCAAGUGGAGAUGAAUAUUUUAAGAGUGUGGGCAGAUGACUUAGUAAAAAGUCUUCAUAUAAUAACCAUUUGAUGAUAAACUGUACCCAUCAUAUUAUUCCAAAAGUCGCCCUGAUGAUGUAUAAAUAUUCCUGCAGUGACACCUCGCAGUACAAGAUAACAUUUAAUUAGGUUGUGUAUUAGCGUGACGUGCGUGGAAUCGUCUCGCAUAUAUAUAAUAUAUAUUUUAUAUACAUUUCAUACACGACAGUGGUGUUAAUGUGACUUUGGGCAGUAAAAUGACUCGAUGUGUUCUGACUAACACGUCCUCUCAGCAAUAACAACCUGAAGCAGCCCACUUCUGUACUCACAGCUCUGGGCCAAACAUAUAAAGGUCUCAAAUGCUGGCAGUUCAUCUUAUUGCUUAGUUCUAUACUGCAUGUGUACACACACACACACACACACACACACACACACACACACACACACACACACACGCAUAUUCAAUCAAUAUUUGUCUGAUUAAGGCUCCUGCAGAGUUUAGUCCUAUGCAAAGGUUUGUGAAGCCCUUGACUUUUUUGCACCUUUAAAUGUGCUAGAGAAUAAGUUGUUUUUUUUUUUUUUUUAAAUCAUUAUUUGACUGAAAUUUACUCAAAGCUCUCUGUUCCAGCCAAGGUUUUCAAUAAAAUACGGUAUAA